Molecule: messenger RNA, 981 nt
Organism: Aspergillus caelatus
Lineage: Eukaryota; Fungi; Ascomycota; Eurotiomycetes; Eurotiales; Aspergillaceae
Product: U2 snRNP complex subunit MSL1
Exons: 3
Coding region: 97-681 (194 amino acids)
Molecular function (GO): RNA binding
Source: RefSeq, a predicted model, not a curated record
UUUUCAUCUUAGCUCCUAAUAACAUCCUCCUCUCCCUGGCUUUCUCCACUACCUCGCCUCGUAUUAAGAAAUUGCAAAGCUUAUAAGUGAUAAGAAAUGGCAUCGAAAGUAGCUCCUACGCGCAUUAAUCCUUCGGGCAAACCCGCUUCAGCCGCUGGCCUUCCAAACCAAACUCUCUAUUGUGCCAAUCUUCCAGAUAAGCUUCCAAAAUAUGACCUACGUCUCUCGCUCUAUAUGCUUUUUUCCACCUACGGUACGGUUUUAGAUGUCGUGGCUAUGAAAACAAAAAAGAUGCGCGGCCAAGCCCAUAUUGUAUUCAAAGACGUCCAGGCGAGUACUCAAGCAAUGCGCGCUCUUCAGGGGUUUGAAUUUUUUGGGAAACAGAUGAAAAUUGUCUAUGCUAAAGGUACAUCGGAUGUGAUUGCGAGGCUCCGUGGGGCCUACAAUGUGCCGACCACUGUUGCUGCAUCAGCUGGAGGCGCCUCAACAGAUCUUCAAAAGUCCAUCUUCAGCGGGCCUCCUGGUUCAACCGCAUUACCCUCAAGACCCACUGGGGAAGCGAAUGGGGAGGCUGCAUCUCAGGGAGUCAAACGGCCCCGUGAGGAGGAAAGUGAUGAAGGAGAAGCCCCAAUGGACGAGGAAAGUGAUGUGCCCAUGGAAGAUUCGUCGGACGAAGACUAAGCUUUUAUGACCACAAAAUGGCCGGGAAAGAGUUGGGAGGAACAGAGAACUCUCGCCAAGCUGUGCCUGCUUCAAAAUAAUUUAACCUAGACCUUGGGGGUUUUUCAUGCCCUCUGUUGCAAAGAGUUCAUGUGGCAGAGGGAGACUCAGGCGAUUGCCAACCAUACCGAGCCAUAUAAUGAGAUACGCCUCGGGCGUAACCCGCUGCUGGCCUGCGAUUUGCUUCAUAGCGUCUGCGGUAUUGCAUGGGUGAACGAAGAACGCCGGAGUUCCGGAUUGUGGAUGGUACUACGAAUCAUA